Molecule: messenger RNA, 1251 nt
Organism: Corylus avellana
Lineage: Eukaryota; Viridiplantae; Streptophyta; Magnoliopsida; Fagales; Betulaceae
Product: exopolygalacturonase-like
Biological process (GO): carbohydrate metabolic process
Molecular function (GO): polygalacturonase activity
Source: RefSeq, a predicted model, not a curated record
AUGAGCACUGCACAAAGAUUUGUUCUUUUCCUCGGCGUAGCUUUGUUCUUGCUUGAGGCUGAAGCUACAUCUCGAUCUCGUCGUGCCCUUGGGGAUGCUGAUGCCGACGAAGUAAUUAGCGCUGGUCCAAGUACAGUUUUCAAUGUUAAUUCCUUUGGUGCUACAGCAGAUGGUAGCACUAAUAAUGCAAAGGCAUUUAUGAAGGCGUGGAUUGCGGCAUGUAAAUCUGGUGGUGGUCCGAGUACGCUUGUUUUUCCCAAAGGAACAUAUGUGUCGGGGCCAGUCAUAUUUGCAGGGCCAUGCAAGGGUACAAUAACUGUUCAAGUGCAAGGAACAAUUAAAGCGACAACAGAUCUUAGUGAUUAUGAUACACAAGACUGGUUUCUCUUCGAAUCAAUUGAUGGUUUGAUACUUACUGGUGGAGGUACUUUCGAUGGCCAAGGCCAGGCGGUGUGGAAGUACAAUGACUGUCAUCAAAACCCCAACUGUCAGCUUCUUCCUACUUCAAUUAGCUUUUUCAAAGUGAAGAAUGCCCAAAUUCAUGGGAUCACUUCCCUAAACAGCAAAUCGUUCCACACACAUGUAUCAGGCUGCGAAAACAUGCAGGUCCACGAUUUGACUGUAAUUGCUCCGGGAAAUAGCCCCAACACGGAUGGCAUGCAUGUCAGCAGGUCCAAUCUUGUCAAUAUAUCCAGCAGCACAAUUGGAACCGGUGACGAUUGCAUUUCCAUUGGACAAGGAACAACCCAUCUCUCCGUCACUGACGUCCACUGUGGUCCAGGACAUGGCUUCAGUGUUGGCAGCCUUGGCAAGUAUCCGAAUGAGCUGGAUGUGAGCGGGAUUGUUGUGUCUCACUCCUCCCUGAAAGGCACCACGAACGGUGUGAGGAUCAAAAGCUGGCCCGGCUCAUCUCCAAGCCGAGCUUCUGGCAUCAUUUUUGAUGAUAUUACUAUGGACGCUGUUAAAAAUCCCAUUAUUAUUGAUCAGAAAUAUGGUUCGCAGUCAAUUACUGCGCCAUCCAGAGUGCAGAUUAGCGACGUUCAUUACAAGAACAUCAGGGGCACGACAAUCUCGAAUGUAGCAGUGUCUUUCAUAUGCAGCUCAGCGGUGCCUUGCCAGGGCAUUGAGAUGGUGGACAUUAAUUUGCAAUACAAAGGGGAAGGUGCGAAAGUAACAACCGUUUCAGCCUCAUGCGAAAAUGCAAAGAUUAAGUACGGGGGCAAACAGAGUCCACCACCUUGUGUUCAAUAA